Molecule: messenger RNA, 1274 nt
Organism: Alternaria rosae
Lineage: Eukaryota; Fungi; Ascomycota; Dothideomycetes; Pleosporales; Pleosporaceae
Exons: 3
Coding region: 243-1172 (309 amino acids)
Source: RefSeq, a predicted model, not a curated record
CAGCAUCGCCUCAUUCUUGGCACCAGUUGGCAUAGCUGCGGAACAAGAUUAAACGUUCCCAGUUUGGAGUCUGGACAUGGGGUUGGGGGCCAAAUCUAAGCGCCAUGCCGAUUUCUAUCGUUACGCCCUGCAUAGGGCUGUUGCACCGGACGCCUUAGUUUGUCUGCCUUGCUGGCUUAACUACCUGGGUUUUAGUUUUGGGUUUCGUCUCUCUCGUCGUCGUCUCAUUUCUUCACGUCGCGAUGUGGGUGUCUCUUUUACAGCGGGCCGUUCUGUUUACUUUGGUGGUGGGUGUUCGGUCCGAUUGCUACUCGCGCGAUGGAAAUACGUACCAAUCGCGAUUCUUCGACAAUGAACAAUUAAUCUCCUGCGGCAAUGGCACGAACAACUGUUGUUUGCAAGGCGACAAGUGUGGCAGCAACUUGCUAUGCACACAAGGAGGAGGCAUUGGCCGGCAAUACUGCGCCGUGAAAGACUGGUCGUCGGGUUGUAGUGACUUGUAUCCCGAAGUCGCAGACCUGGGAAUGGGACUCGUAGACUGCGGAGAGAACGUUGUCUGCUACGGUUCCGACAGCUGUUGCACAGACGGAACAACAGAAUUGCGCUACGUCAACCCGCUCACCGGCGAAGUAAAAGACGCACAAAGCAAAGAUGCAGACGCUACAAAGACGCCGACAUGGUGGAAAGUCGACAGUGUGGGUGUACUAGCCAGUAUGCGUACAGCCAGCGCCUCACCAACCGUCGGAACAUCCGCUGCGACACCCUCGUCAUCCAGCGCAGAGCCCACGUCCUCGGACGCCAGUGCCGCGGCCUCUACACCCACCACCUCACCUCUCCCCUCAUCAACCUCGACCUCGAACGACUCCAACAACAAAUCGUCUGGUAGCGGCAUUUCUGCAGGCGUAGGAGCAGGCAUCGGCAUCGGCGCAACGGUCGCUGUAGCCAUCAUCGCACUGCUCGCAUGGCUUUUCUUCCGCGAGCGCAAGAAGAGAAGGGCACUACAGGGCAAGGGCGUAGCACAGGAGCCAGCCAUGCAACAAUCCCACGCGAAUUGGAAGGGCCCAAAUACGGAGUACUACGCGCACGAAGCACCAUCAGAUGGGCGCACGGAGCUGGAACAUGAAGGGGCGAGAUACGAGAUGGAUGGGAGGGCGAGGCCGGAGUUGCCUUGAUGUCGGGAAGCAUUGGUCGAUGUCAUCCUCUUUCCCUCGACGCUCACCGCCGAUAAAUAUUUCUAAAACCACCAUUUCUUCCACAUACGACCAUAGGAUCUU